Beta vulgaris subsp. vulgaris (sugar beet) is the source of this 1362-nucleotide messenger RNA. Its product is annotated as transcription factor bHLH113. The transcript has 5 exons. Gene Ontology annotation, molecular function: RNA polymerase II cis-regulatory region sequence-specific DNA binding; DNA-binding transcription factor activity, RNA polymerase II-specific; protein dimerization activity. Bases 378 to 1097 code for a protein of 239 amino acids. Gene Ontology annotation, cellular component: nucleus. The record is from RefSeq and is a predicted model, not a curated record. NCBI's taxonomy places the organism in Eukaryota, Viridiplantae, Streptophyta, Magnoliopsida, Caryophyllales, Amaranthaceae. Gene Ontology annotation, biological process: regulation of transcription by RNA polymerase II.
ACAAUACUCGUACCAAAAUUAAUUUUGUUUUUACUUCUGUUUCCUAAUUUAGGCUUAGAACCACUAAACCAUAACUUUCUUGGGCUUAGCUUUUUUUUGUUAAAACCUGUUUUCUUCACACUUUGACUGCUUAAUAUUCCCAUACACAACACCACCAUCACCACCUCGGAAAUUUACCCUUUUUCUCUCUCCUCUCCAUCCUUCCUCUGUAGAGUUAAAAACAUAGGAGAGAGAAAAAUUAUAUCCAAACAACAUUCACUAGAAUUUAUAGAACCUUCCUUUUUUUACUCCUAGAUAAUUCUCCUCCUACUUUUGUGCUCUUUUUUUUAGUUAGUUUAGUAAAUAAUAAUAAUAAUAAGAGCACUAAAGUAAUAAUAAUGGGUGAAAAAGGAAGAUUUGAUGGAGAAAUUCAACUUCCAGGAGGGAGUUUUUCUAGGCUAUUAUUAUCAUCUGAUGAUGUUGAAGAUAAAACUUUAUGUUUACAUUCUCCUCUGUUUUCUUGUAAUACACCAAAAAUGCUCUGUUUUGGUGAUUUUAACUCCAAAAUUACCCCUAAAGUUACACUUUCUACUGUAAAUGAUAAAAUUACUGUUUCUAACUCCAAUAAGAGGAGAAAUGGGUCGGGUAAAGAAUCCGGGCAUGGGUCAGGAAACGGGCAGAAACAGAAGAAUGGGAUGAUGAAGAAGAAUAAACCAGAAAUGGGGUCCACCAUUGUUACUACUUCUGUACCUGGGCAUGCAAAGGGGAGGAGAGAGAAACUUGGUGAAAGGAUCAGUGUAUUGCAGCAGCUUGUAUCUCCCUAUGGCAAGACGGAUACAGCUUCUGUGUUACAUGAAGCAAUAGGUUACAUAAGGUUCCUACAUGACCAGGUUAAAGUGCUUUCUACACCUUAUUUGAAGCGCUUGCCGCCUUCGCCAUCUGCUCAACAAUCCAUUCCUGACGAGGGCGGAGCAAAUGCAAAAGCGAAUUCAACAGAGGGGUUAAGGAGCAGGGGGCUAUGCUUAAUUCCGAUGGAAUCCAUGUUCCAUGUCGCAAAUAGCAACGGUGCUGAUUUCUGGUCAUCUGCUACAAUAAGAUCAUCAGGGUCAUCAGGAUAAUACAAAAUCUUCAAGUAUAAUAGUAGUAGUUAUCCUACGUAUUUUGUGAAUGAACUUAACUACUUAAGUACAUGAAGAAGAAAUGUAAAUUUUCUCCUGCACAUAAAGCAGAAGCGGUAAUUGUCUUCUUUUGCUUAACGAAAGGGGUAAAUGUUUUGGCAGCCAAAGGAUAGUUAGUUCACUAGUUGGAACUUUUAUGUAGCUACUUUAAACUUGUGAAAGGUACAUAGCAAUAGAUACAUCUGCUACGAAGUUUUCCAUGGAA